AUGAUAUAUCUAAUUUUUUUAUUGUCUCUGAUUAAUUUUUCAGAGGCUAUAAUUACAAGAGAUGACCAGAAAUUUUCAAUACAUUAUUUACCUUAUAAAUCAUUUAAUGAGAAUAUACUUCAAAAUAAAAAAAUAAUCGAAAAUGGAGAUUUAAUUAAAAUCAAUUCAAAUUUAUGUUAUGUACCAAAAACUAAAAAUGAUCCAAUUAGUGAAUUUUCAAAUUCAUCAGUAACGACAAAUUUUCGAAAUUAUUUAAAGGAUAAUUUAAGGGAAAGUAUUAAUAUAAUUGAAAAAUUUACUGAAAAACAACAAUUGAAUAAUAGACAAUGUUUAAAUUACAGCACUGGAUUUUGGUCAUAUGAGUUUUGUAAUGGACAAGUAAUUAAUCAAAUUCAUAAAAGUGUGGAUGAUUUUUCUGAUCAUUCAAUGGUAAAUAAAUUAGGUGAAGUAGAAAACAGUUUAAAUCAAUUCAAUGAAAAAAUUUUAAAUUACUAUACAGUUAUGAUUGGAAGAAAAAAUGGUUAUUAUAUUACAGAGUUUGCAAGUAAUGGUGAUAUCUGUGAUUUAAAUGGUUUACCGAGAACAAUCGAAAUUCAAUACAGUUGUGGAUUCUCAACUUCACAGGAAAGUGGUACUCCUAAUAUUCAAUUCUUGACUGAACCAAAAAAUUGCAAUUAUCAAAUUGGUAUAGCUAUUCCAGAACUUUGCAAGUUAGACAUUUUUAAACCAAAUAAUAUCGAUCCUUUUGAUAUCGAUGAUUAUUACUUAAAGGAAACUAACGCAAAGGAAUCACAAGAAAUAGCAUUUGAAAAUUCAUUGGUUUGUUUACAACCACAUGAUGAAGAACAACCUUUAAAACAAGAUUCUGAAGUUGUGAAAGAAGUUAACUCUCAAAAAAGUGUGAUUGAUCUAUUCUAUAAUUUUAAGCCAUUUUUCAUUGGUUCUGGAGUUUAUUUCUUGAAGCAUAAAACAAUUGAAGCAAAUAUGGGGAGUAGGAAACCAGAUAAAUUAUUAUUCUCUGGGGAUAUUUCUAAACUAGAUUCAAAACUUGAGACUAUGCUUCCCUCUUUAAUUAAAUUAGAUUCAUUUUUUGAAUCAGAACUAUUUAAUUAUGAAGAUCAUGACUCCUUUAAAUGGAUAGGAGAUAUUGUAAACUUACAAAAUAAAGUCACCGACACAGUACUGAUUUCUGUCACUUAUAACACUUUUAACAAUCGCAUCGAAAGAACCAUACAACGUUCAUAUAACAGUACCAUUUCCCAUUAUACAUCAAAUUUCAUUGAGUUUACUAAAUUCCAAAACGAAGGAACAGAAAAGGUUAACUUGUUUGCGAAUACCAUCAAUAAGAAAACAAUUAACAAUAUCGAAGUUUUAGAGAUGAUUAACCGUAACGCAUUGAUAAGUAACAAAUUUCAGAAUUUUUUGUCUCAGAGAAAAGACGAAUUUUCUUCGGAUUUUGAUUGGAGCCAAGCAAACAAUAACAAAAACAACAUUGUAAUACAAAAUAUAGAAGAGUCAGUAGUUGAUCAAAUCCAAUAUUUUAACCUUGAAGAAUUUGAAAAUUUAUUGACUGAAAUUUAUUGGAGUAGAAAUGAAAAAAAAUCCCAUAAUGAUAAUGAUGACACAGAGAAGAAUUCAAAUGCAUAG
Messenger RNA from Tetrapisispora phaffii CBS 4417, 1647 nucleotides. RefSeq lists its product as uncharacterized. The record is from RefSeq and is a predicted model, not a curated record. NCBI's taxonomy places the organism in Eukaryota, Fungi, Ascomycota, Saccharomycetes, Saccharomycetales, Saccharomycetaceae. Gene Ontology annotation, cellular component: endoplasmic reticulum lumen. The transcript has a single exon. Gene Ontology annotation, biological process: retrograde protein transport, ER to cytosol; endoplasmic reticulum unfolded protein response. The coding region runs from base 1 to 1647 and encodes 548 amino acids.